AGAGCGAAGUGCGACAGAAAGAAAACUGUGUGAGCGAGUGACUGAAGGCGGCGGGGGAGGAACUUUCUCUCUCCCUCUCUCUGCGCUGCUGGGCUCAUUAUUUAUUUUUUUAAUUUGUGGGAAGGGGACUUUUACGUGAAAAGUAAACUGAACAACCCGAAAAGAUGGCGGUUUGGAUUCAGGCCCAGCAGUUACAGGGGGAGGCUCUGCACCAGAUGCAGUCGCUCUAUGGGCAGCAUUUCCCCAUUGAGGUGCGCCACUACCUGUCCCAGUGGAUCGAGGCCCAGCUAUGGGAUUCCAUCGAUUUGGAAAACCCCCAGGAGGAAUUCAAGGCAAAGCGAAUGCUGGACACUUUGGUCCAGGAGCUGCAGAAGAAGGCGGAGCACCAGGUCGGGGAAGACGGCUUCCUGCUCAAGAUCAAAUUGGGCCACUACGCCACGCAGCUUAAGAGCACAUACGACAGGUGCCCCCUGGAGCUGGUGCGAUGCAUCAAGCACAUUCUCUACACUGAGCAGCGGCUGGUGCGCGAGGCCACAAACCAGUCGAGCUCGCCCGGGGGCGGGAUGCUGGACAGCAUGUCUCAGAAAUACCAGCAGAUAAACCAGGCCUUUGAGGAACUCCGUAUGAUGACACAAGACACAGACAACGACUUGCGCAAGCUGCAGCACAACCAGGAGUACUUUAUAAUCCAAUACCAGGAGAGCCUUCACAUCCAGGCCCAGCUCAGCAACCUGUCCAGCCUGCCCCCAGCAGAGAGAGUCCUGAGGGAACCUGCCCUCCUGAGCAAGAGGGCCACCAUGGAAUCCUGGCUGACCCGGGAGGCUAACACACUACAGAAGUACAGACUGGAUCUGGCGGAGAAGCACCAGAAGACCUUGCAGCUCCUCCGGAAACAGCAGACCACCAUCCUGGACGACGAGCUGAUCCAGUGGAAGCGACGACAGCAACUGGCUGGCAAUGGUGGCCCGCCAGAGGGCAGCCUGGACGUGCUGCAGUCCUGGUGUGAAAAGCUUGCGGAGAUGAUCUGUCAGAACCGGCAGCAGAUUCGGCGAGCAGAACAUCUACGACAGCAGCUGCCCAUCCCUGGACCUGUGGAGGAGAUGCUGACGGAGCUCAACAGCACUACCACAGACAUUGUCUCUGCACUGGUCACAAGCACCUUCAUCAUUGAGAAGCAGCCACCUCAGGUGCUGAAGACACAGACGAAGUUCGCUGCCACCGUGCGGCUUCUGGUGGGGGGGAAGCUCAACGUGCACAUGAACCCCCCCCAGGUGAAAGCCACCAUCAUUAGCGAGCAGCAGGCCAAGGCUCUACUCAAAAACGAGAACACCAGGAAUGAAAGCAGUGGAGAAAUCCUCAACAACAAUUGUGUCAUGGAGUACCACCAAACGACCGGCACACUCAGCGCGCACUUCAGGAACAUGUCCUUGAAGCGGAUUAAGCGCUCAGACCGACGAGGGGCUGAAUCAGUUACUGAGGAGAAAUUCACCAUCCUGUUUGAAUCUCAGUUCAGUGUGGGGGGCAAUGAGCUGGUGUUUCAAGUGAAGACAUUAUCGCUUCCUGUUGUGGUGAUUGUUCAUGGAAGCCAAGACAACAACGCCACGGCGACAGUCCUAUGGGAUAACGCUUUUGCCGAGCCAGGGCGGGUGCCUUUUAUCGUUCCAGACAAGGUAACGUGGCCACAGCUAUGCGAAGCCCUCAACAUGAAGUACAAGGCGGAGGUGCAGAGCAGCCGGGGUCUGUCAGAGGACAACCUGGUUUUUUUAGCUCAGAAGGCCUUCAGCAGUUCAAGCGUAAAUCCCGAGGAUUACCGUAAUAUGACCAUAUCCUGGUCACAGUUCAACAGGGAGAGUUUACCUGGCAGGAACUUCACGUUUUGGCAGUGGUUUGACGGAGUCAUUGAACUCAUGAAAAAGCAUCUGAAACUGCACUGGAAUGAUGGGGCGAUUUUGGGCUUUGUGAACAAACAGCAGGCUCAGGACAUGCUGAUGUCCAAACCCAACGGAACCUUCCUGCUACGCUUCAGCGACUCUGAAAUCGGGGGCAUCACCAUCGCCUGGGUGGCAGAGAACCCCAACAAAGCAGGAGAAAGGAUGGUGUGGAACCUCAUGCCGUACACAACCAAGGACUUCUCCAUACGAUCGCUGGCAGACAGAAUCAGCGAUCUCAACCACCUUCUCUUCCUCUAUCCCGAGCGGCCGAAGGAUGAGGUCUUCUCCAAAUACUACACCCCACCCUUAUCAAAAGCGGUUGAUGGCUACGUGAAACCCCAGAUCCGGCAAGUAGUGCCAGACUUCACUACUGCCAACCCUGACCCGACCGGAGGAAACCCCACCUACAUGGAUCAUGCGGCUUCGCCAUCUAUCAGCCACCCUCAUAACUAUGGAAUAUACCCUCCCAUGAAUGAUCCAAUGUUGGAUGCAGAUGGAGAAUUUGACCUGGAAGACACCAUGGAUGUUGCAAGACAUGUGGAAGAGCUGCUGCGAAGGCCAAUAGAGAACCAGUGGAGUGGACAACAGUCAUGACCCUUUGCCUCUAACCCUGCAAGCCACUAAGUGAAAGGAUUUCCCACUGGUUUGCUUCCAUUGUUGUUCAGUUUAAUAACCAUAAUGUGAAAUGUUAAUAAUGGUUGUUAAUCAUUAGUUUUUUUAUUAUUAUUUUUUUGGUUUUACUCUAAGCAUGCAGAUUCUGACAAUUACUUUUUCACUGUAUGUUUUUAUGUGUACCUGUUAAACAGACAAAAAAAUGAAGAAGAUGUUCUAUUAUGGACAAGACUGUGGAUGUACCACAUACAAUUGUAGUUCAGUUUAUAACCUGCUUUAAAAAAGAUCUAAAUAAUUUUUUAAAAGUUAUGUGUUGAUAAUUGGGAGAGUGGGAGUGACACAGGAGCACACAAUUGUUUUAAUUUGCAGUAAUUUUAUCAAAGUGGUCUGUAGACAUGCGGUACAAACACCAACAGGAAUACUGACAGUAUCAUUGUUAGUGCUUCAGUGUUUUCAACUUUGUACAGCUGAAAUUCAUUCCGAGUUAACAGUACUUAGUGAGGGAGUUGUUUCCAUUUUAAGAUGCUAUUUAAUUUUUAUUUCCUGAUGCCUGCCGUGUUCUUAAAUGCUGUGGCUGUGCAAGACUACAGGACACUAAAGACGCAGUUGAUUCUCUCUGCUUACGGCACGGUUAACAUGUUUUCUAGUGUUACAUCCUCCCCCGUCCCAUUCUGACAGGACCCCACCCUCCCUGCUUCUCUUAUCACCAAGGUACUUCAGCACAGUUCUCUCGGUCAGGCAUGGUAAGGGUUCCUAACUCUCUGAUGUCCGUGGACCGGUUCCUGUUGCACACAAACUGCACAGACCAGUAAAAAGGUCCUACAGUAAAAUUUGAGGAGUUGGGGAGGGAUAAAAUGUUUUUGAAAAUAUGGGAGAAAUCAAUUUUUUUUAUGGAUCGCAGCAUUUUAUUCUCCAAUACAAGGCAAUCCUAUAGUAUAUGGGGCAAGUGACAACAGCAGGGUUCCGUGGCCCAGUACUGUCUGCAGACUGAGGGUUGGAACCCCUGUCCUAUCAUCGCACUGCUUGGAUGCUCCUGGGAGUUUUACUUACACAAAAAUGUUCUGGGGGCAGAAGGGAAAAUGAUUGGUUCAGAGAUUGCAGAGGAGCUGGCACCAAGACAUCUAAUUGGUUGGUCCUGCCUCUUCUAGUUGCUUUAACCCACGCUGUUUACAAUAUGAUUGGGUAUCUCUCUGAACCAAUCAUUUUUCCUUCUGCCCUCAGAGCAUUUUUGUGUAAGUAAAACUCCCAUAAGUUAUUUGGAUGCUCCUCAUUCAAGCUCGUCAUUUCUGAAUGUUAUAAAGCCUUUCUGCGAGAUGGAGCAUACAGUUUCUAUGACACCCUCCAUCUAUACAGUGCCUGUGUAUUUUCCAAGACUAAGGUCAGACCCCUGUGUUAUGCUUGGUAGGUUGUUCAGGUGAGACAACCAAGGAUCUUCAGUCACAGCUGGCAUCCCUGGGCCUGUUUGGCUCCACACCUUGCAUCCACCACAGCUGUUUAAAUAAAUGAGAAUUUCCACUCAAGCCACGUGUCUGUAUUUCGAAGGAGAUGGUGGAAUGCACCAAACAAUUAUUGCCAAAAAGCUGUUUGGUUUGUCCUGCUAUAUGGGAAACCUACUCCUUUUCUUCUGAAAGUAGGGGUGACUGCCCAGAUGUUGGAACCCUAAUUUUAGAAUUCCAAGAGAAGUUUGAGGUGCAAGUCACUAUUAAAAACAUUUCCUGUCACAUGCUGUACCUCCCUUGCUUGUUCAAUCCCAUUUGCCAGCUGACGCUGCCUGUCAGUCUGUGCCACAGGCUCAGGAAUCAAGCUGGAGACAGAUGUGUUACAAAACAAAUAUAUAUGAAUUAUGUUCUAUAGGAAAAUUAUAUUUUGCUACAAUUGACUUGCAUGUUUUAUUGCAUACCCUUUGAAUAUGUACUAUAUGCAUUGGGAAUAGGAUGGCAGACAAUCUGACAUUGCAGUCCAAGAUUAUUUUCCUAAGGUGAAAGAAAAUGUUAUAUUAGUGGCAGACUUUGGUACUUGUUUCCUUUAGAAUUUAUUUUUAGUGCAUUUCGAAAUGUUUUUAUUACAAGAACAUGUCAAUGAAAACAUGGGCAGUUUUUCAGGUAUUUUGUUUUUCUUGUUUUUUUUUAUUAUAGAUUUUGGGCAGUCCCACCCCCCCCCCCCCCACCUGUGUAAUGUGAUGUUUCAGCUCCUGUACAUUAGCUGGUUCUGUGUGUGCCAUGUUUGUUUCUGUUUUUUAGUACUUCAGUGUCACAAAGGAAAACCAAUUGAAAUAAAGUUUUAUAAUUGCA
Molecule: messenger RNA, 4834 nt
Organism: Brienomyrus brachyistius
Lineage: Eukaryota; Metazoa; Chordata; Actinopteri; Osteoglossiformes; Mormyridae
Product: signal transducer and activator of transcription 5B-like
Exons: 19
Coding region: 165-2525 (786 amino acids)
Biological process (GO): response to peptide hormone; cell surface receptor signaling pathway via JAK-STAT; cytokine-mediated signaling pathway
Molecular function (GO): DNA-binding transcription factor activity, RNA polymerase II-specific; RNA polymerase II cis-regulatory region sequence-specific DNA binding
Source: RefSeq, a predicted model, not a curated record